UACAUGGUUUGAAAUGACCGGGGUUGAAAGACUGGAAGGGCGAAACGAAUAUAUACCUCAAACGGCAUACCGAGUCCGACGAAAAUUAUACCAUGGAGAAAAAGGAAUCAAGUAGAAUCAAGGACCUGCAACAGAAGAGAGUGUUGGAUGAUGCAGCAAGACGGAGGCGUCAGAGAAAAGCCCUAGAGGCGUUGGAACAAGACAACUUUCAGGAUGAUCCCCAUGCAGAUCUGAAGAUGAGUAAGAAGGCCCCCAAGUUUGAGGAAUCCAUGGAUACUCCAGGACAAUUGGGGAAAAAGAAACGAAGAAGCAAAGCUGACAAUUUUAAGUUUCGUUACAAGAAGAGUUUUGCUGCAUUACUUGAAGAAGAGCACAUGUUGAACAAAGAUUCUGUUGGCUACGACUCGGCUGGGGUACCACCUUCACGAUUCCCCGACAGAAAAUUCUGUGCUAUAUGUGGUUUUCCCUCCAACUAUACCUGUGUACAAUGUGGAGCAAGAUAUUGCUGUGUUCGAUGCCUAGGCACUCAUCAAGACACCAGAUGUUUAAAGUGGACGGCAUAGUAAAGCAAUGUUUCUGAUAAUAUUGGAAAAGAAUCCAUCCUUAUGAAGUAUAGUUCAAAUUCCACCUUGCCAUAUUAUCCACAGCUUACCAAAAAAAACUUUUCACAAGGAGAUUAUUUUAAGCUGGACAGUGGACAAUAACAUUAGCGUGGCUGAUUGGAAGACACCAGUACUUUCGUAGAUGUGCUUGUUUACUGGAAUCCAAACAUCUUGAAAAGCACAAUCAUGCGAGCUGAUGGAAAAAAAACAGAGGAAUUGUGGGCUACAUCAUAGUGCCCCUUCUAGAUCUGCAGAUGGAGUUGCUGGGUCCCAAAACCCAACACUGAACAGUGUGAAAUUUUGUCAUUUAAUCCCAUGCAAAUUAUUUUUAGAGAUGACACAAUUUGAGAAAAUCAUUUUUCCCACUGAGAGUAUUUCCUUUAAUUUAAAAAAAAAACCCAGACUUAUUAAUCAGUUAAGUUACAUGUCCUUGUGUAUGAAGAACACAUUUUUUUUUUACUUCUUAACCCCCCCCCCCCCCCCAUCUAUAAAAAUAAAAUACUGUUUUGUUGCUUAAGGAAUUUUGUAUAUGUUUUUUCAAAAGGUACAUAAGAUAUAAAAGAUGAUUUGAAUAAAUUCAACUCAAUUAAAAAAGUAUGAAGCAUAACAUUUUUGUGAAAUAUGAUUGGAACUGCACAAGCAGAGGUUUUUAUUUCAUGUUGAAAAACUGAUUACAGCUCUAAUUAAUAUAAGUUGUGUAUGUCUGUAUUCGUUUCUUGUAUAUUAUGUAAGCUUUUACGUUAAAAAUAAGUGAGAAGUACUAGAACUGUUUAUAUAAGGACUUUAUUUGAUAGAAUUAAGGAUUAUACUGAAUAACAUUACUGAUCCAGGGGGUUCCCUGCACCCCCGAGUGAUGUACAUGUUUAUCUAGAGGGCCUCUGCAGAGGUAUUGUCUCGAAAUGGAUGUAUGGUGUUAAAUAAUAAAAAAAAGAAAAUAAACUGAUUAAAGAUCUACCCCUUUGAUACAAUCGUUAAACAUAGGAUCAAUGUAAGAGGCUGUACACGGUCCUUUUACAUGUAUAAAAGCUAAGCAUACUAGUCUAGUUGUCGUGUAGACUCAGUUCCUUUUGACGACAAAAAUACAAUUGUUCUGUACACCUGACAAAUAUGAAUGGUCAAAUUAUAGAAUUCUGUUUGUUAUUUAGCCCAUUGUAAUAUGUUCCAGAUUAUACCUGUACAUUAUGUGCUUCUUGCAUUUUCACCAGGCUUGCUAACUAUCAUAAUGUCAUGGUCUUUUUAUUUCAGAUUGUAAUAACGGCGAAUAAACAGAUUUAUCAAUA
This is a messenger RNA of Magallana angulata, 1882 nucleotides long. Its product is annotated as zinc finger HIT domain-containing protein 1-like. NCBI's taxonomy places the organism in Eukaryota, Metazoa, Mollusca, Bivalvia, Ostreida, Ostreidae. Gene Ontology annotation, cellular component: Swr1 complex. The coding region runs from base 93 to 563 and encodes 156 amino acids. Gene Ontology annotation, molecular function: nucleosome binding. Gene Ontology annotation, biological process: chromatin remodeling. The transcript has 6 exons. The record is from RefSeq and is a predicted model, not a curated record.